CCAAGCUGUACUGGGACGCCACAAGGUCGCGUGUUUUCUUCAGGUGAGGCAGGUAUUCGUUGACUGACGUAAGUGUGAGUUUACCACUAAACUGUUCAGGUGGGGUAACACGUCACCGUCUUGCGCAUUUCUCAGAAAUUGCGAGACUGUACUAAAUGAGAAGUUUGCAUUACAUAGAAUAAAUACGGUGGGACAGAAACGCUCGCGUCUUAUAUACUUCAGUGUUCAGGGCACGCGGACUUGUUUAAUUGGAUGACUACGCCUGACUUGUUAAUUGUGAAAACCGUUGCACGUGCUUUUGUUACCUUGUUCAGUUAUGGUGAUUUGUAUCCAUUGUGUAAGUUAACGAAAUACAAAGGUUUAAAAAAUAAAUACCGCUUAUAUUUAAGAAGUUCUGAGCUGUGUGAUCCAUAACUACGAGCAACAAGCCGAGAAACCGAUGAGGACCUUCAUAGAAUCAAGUGACGACCCUGACUGUACGGACCUCUCUAAAGAUCUGACUGAAGAACAGCCAAAGACAACGAACCCCAAUUUUAGCGUCGUACGAAAUAUGGACACAAAUAUCACUUUGUGGCAAUUUUUGCUAGAGCUUUUAUUGAGUGAUCAGUAUAACCACAUCAUAACAUGGACCAACAAUGAAGGUGAAUUCAAACUGGUUAGUGCAGAGGAGGUUGCUCGCAUGUGGGGACUAAGGAAGAACAAGCUGAAUAUGAAUUACGACAAACUAAGUCGAGCCCUUAGAUACUAUUAUGAUAAAAAUAUCAUCAAAAAAGUGUUGGGGCAGAAGUUUGUUUAUCGUUUUGUAUCUUUUCCUGAAAUAGUAAAAAACAGCGAACACAGGAUCCAUUUUCCCAUAAAGAUAGAGACUAUACCAAAAACAAGCGAACAUGAUUUACAUAAAUCAUGUUUUAUUCCGUCUUCAGCGUAUACAUCGUCUACCUCUGGAGUUCAACGGAAUCAUCAGCAGAUCCCACCAUUAGACUUAAGAGAACACAGCGAAAACGUCCAGCCUAGAAAAAGCGAACUAGAAAUUAAGUACAUGAACUCAUCUUCACACCAAAGACAAACAUUAACAUCUGUGGUUUCACACCAAAGGCAAACAUUAAAGUCUAUCGUUUCACACCAAAGACAAACGUUAACGUCCGUGGUUCAAAGAUUGUCGAGCCAGCAAAGAACCGGAUCUGAAGAAACUGGAACGAAACAAUCGGAUGAGGAGAUCGAAAUUUCGAAGCUGGAACCCAAAGAAAGUAGGUCAUCUUUCGUGUCACCUGCUAAACGGAUAAAAAUUGAAGUUGAUACAGAUUCCUGUUCAACCGAUUUUCCAUCACCUAAAUUUAGUUCUCCGCCUAUAUCUUCUACAAGAGUUGUUCCAUCAGCUACUACUACUACUCCCAAAAUUAAACCCAAGCCACCACCCAUAUCAGCUAUUCCAUGUAGCCCAGUAAGUGGAUUUAAUUCCUUGCAAACUCCUUUAGUCACUUUUAGCAGUCCGUUUUUGUCACAAGGAAAAACACCUCUAAUUUCUCUACCACUUUGGAAUCCUUUAAGUCCUAUAUUCUUAACAAGUCCUCAUUACUCCCCAACAACAACGUCUCACUUUCAAUUCCCACCACACAUUCCAAGUUUUGGACUAAGUCCAUUUUCCCCUUUAAACCAAUAUUUUACUGACCCGUUUUCUUUUUUUGAACAAAAAGUAGUAGCGUCGCCAACGAAGUCCAUUUCAGUAGAGCAGUGAUUAAUUUAAGUAACGCCCACUUUCUGUCAAUCUUCCGGACAUCACUUCCAAGCAGCACAAGUUCUGGGUAAUUGUGUAAGGAUUAAAAAUUAUGAACCAGGUUACUGUCGACAACGCAAAAUCAUUCUACGAUUGUUGAAUAGUAUUUGAUUUGUUUAUUGUAUAUAGAAAUAAGUGCCUAUAUAUGUCUACAUAAUCUGAGGUGGAUUAUAUAUAUAUAAAUACUCCAGAAAAACAUUUUAUUAAAUUCAUUAAUGCAGUAAAGAUGUUUAUAAUUGCAAACGACUCUUGGUUCUUACAAUGUUUGAAUAAACACCAUCAACAACCACGGAAAGGAUUAAAAUACACAUAUUGUUUUUUCUGAAUAAAAAAUGUUGUUAAGGAUUUUAGAAACCAGUACGUCGUUCAUUUUGAAACAAAUUCUAGAUGGAACAUAUCGCUAGAAAAACAGUCUGGGAACUAUUUCUUGUAAAAGAAUCUGAGUAAUCGACACGCUUUUGGUAAUUAUAGAGAAUGCUAUGAUGAAGCUAAUAUAUAUAUAUAUAUAUAUAUAUAUAUAAGAGUUAACAUACAAAUGUAAAAUAAUCAAACGUAUGUCUUGGCCUACCAAAGUCUAGUGGAUUUGCAUUAAUUUCUGUCUAGUGUGGUAUAUAAAAAAUAUGAUGCAUAAGAACAAUAGUCUUGUACAGUUGGUUUAAACGUAUU
This is a messenger RNA of Limulus polyphemus (Atlantic horseshoe crab), 2440 nucleotides long. RefSeq names its product ETS domain-containing protein Elk-3-like. The transcript is spliced from 3 exons. Bases 440 to 1735 code for a protein of 431 amino acids. The record is from RefSeq and is a predicted model, not a curated record. Gene Ontology annotation, biological process: cell differentiation; regulation of transcription by RNA polymerase II. NCBI's taxonomy places the organism in Eukaryota, Metazoa, Arthropoda, Merostomata, Xiphosura, Limulidae. Gene Ontology annotation, molecular function: DNA-binding transcription factor activity, RNA polymerase II-specific; sequence-specific DNA binding. Gene Ontology annotation, cellular component: nucleus.